AUGUCCGGGACCGUAGAGGAAUCCUGUAGCCGUUCUGUAAUUCCUGACGUGGAUUCUCCUGCAGCGGACGCUACAUUUGAUGAUCCCCCACCGCCUUAUCCAUCGCGAGAACGGCGCUCGCGCGCGGCUCGCCAUAGUCGGAGGCAUCGCUUGCCAGCGUCAUUAUCGCCCCAAGCGCUCGCAAAUUCAGAUCGUGCUGCAGGAUAUGUAUCCCCACAAUCAUUAGUGCCAACUCACUCGUUUCCCCGUACGGAAGAUGCCACAGAGCAGACACCACUGCUUGGUGAUUCUCCGCUAGGUUCCACCCAUCGUGCAUCGGAGCGUCGGAGGACGCAUUCGCUGUCAAGCACAAUCGUUUCAUCAAAUUCGUGUGCUCCAUCUCUAGCACAAACAGUGUUAUCCCUGCUUCAUUCUGACCUAGACGACGAAUCUGACAUGGACAUAUUUGAAGCGCUCGCCGAUGACCGUGACUAUCCGGGUGCACAAGAUGGUCAUGACAGGCGUCACCAACAUUCUGGUGAACCAAUAGCGCAUCGGUGGCCGCUUUUUUCGCGGCGCUGCUGGUCUCGAUACUUCCGACCCAUGACUCGCAGAGCAUAUCAUGCGGCUGUAUUCCAUCUUCUAGUGCUCAACUUUCCCUAUGCCCUUCUUGCAUGGGUUUACCUUUUUGUAUUUACUUUGACUGGUACGAUGUUAUUAAUUGCCUUGCCUUUGGGUGCUCUCCUUUGUUUCCUGGAUUUGCUCGGUGCCAGAGUGUUCGCGAGGGGAGAACUCGCUCUUCAAACAACGUUCCAUGGGCCUCUUGCUUACCCCCUUCCCUAUCCGCCUCGACCUAUUUUCCAGCGGGUGCGACCGGCGCGGUCCUCUGCGUUAGAGUCCGGGUCACCAUAUCAUGAAUCCUCAUUCUACAAAAAACACAUACGCCAUGCGUUAUUUUACUUCUUGGUUAUCAAACCAAGUAUCACGCUGUUCCUAACUAUCGCUCUGCUGGUAGUUGUCCCUGUGUCGUAUGUGCUGGUAUUUCCCGCGCCAAUGGUUCUCAGAAUCGUUCGGAAACUGGGAAUAUGGCAGGCCAAUGUUGCAGUAGAAGGAUUAUACUUGGCGGUGUUGUGA
Molecule: messenger RNA, 1113 nt
Organism: Suillus paluster
Lineage: Eukaryota; Fungi; Basidiomycota; Agaricomycetes; Boletales; Suillaceae
Exons: 4
Coding region: 1-1113 (370 amino acids)
Source: RefSeq, a predicted model, not a curated record